This is a messenger RNA of Porites lobata, 1056 nucleotides long. The record is from the annotation of a GenBank genome assembly. NCBI's taxonomy places the organism in Eukaryota, Metazoa, Cnidaria, Anthozoa, Scleractinia, Poritidae.
UCUUGUUUUCAAAUAGAUGGCCACGAUUUCGUAGUCAGUGGGUGCGAGGAUCGAAGUUUCAAAAUCCUGGACAUGAAGACCGAUAUUUCUUUUCUUUCGCAGUUUUUGUAAACGGUUAUAUGAUAAUGGACCGUCAAAUAUCACUGUGCAGGGACUAAUAAGGACAUACAUACAUACAUACAUACAUACAUACAUACAUACAGUUUAUUUUAUCGUGUUUUGAGGUAAAAGUACAAUAACAUGCCCGCGGCGCGGGUAUCUAAGCUAAUCUAGGCGGGUCAUGUUUACAGGAAAUAAAUACAACUAAAUACAGCUAAAAGUAACAAGAGAACUAAAGACAGACUGUGUCGCGCACGGAUAGUCAGUGUGUCGUAAUUGUUGCUGUCGACGAGCACUAACAUUUUAACGAUUUUACUUAUUAAGAUUUUUGUCACAAGGCCGAGAACAGGCUUCUGCAUGAUAGGCUCUUCCAAGACCAGUUAGCGAAUAUCCAUUGACACUGCUGGAAAGAACGCCUUAAACUUAGGAAACUUACCUAAUUUGAAGGUGACACGUUAAUAGCUAGCGACGAUAUUUCUCCACAAAGUCGCGAAAUUUUACAGACGCUUGAAUGGCUGGGGCACGGACCCCCCCCCACCUCACAAUACAAGCGUGUAUAAAAUUAGGUGACUUUGGGGAGAUGUAUUUUCGUUAUGUUUCAACAAAUCAUGUUCAAACUUAGUGUCUUUGCCAAUUUCUUGUGGCGUUUUUUAGCCAUGCCAUGUUGACAGACUUUUGCUAACUGCUCCCACUCAAAAGUUGAAAAAACCGUGAAAGGGUCUUGAUUUGGCAAUGAUAGGUGCUGCAUAGCAAAAUCUCAAAGAUCGUGGAGACAAAAUUGAUACACAACAUUGAAAAGCAUGCAUUUGUUUGAAAUAUACAGGGUUACAGUUAGCGCACAUGACGAGCCCGCAAGGCGUUUCAGCGGCUGUAGCAACGACAAUACCAGGCACCGAUAGGACGUAUGUGGCCCUUGGGGACAAGGGAUCGUUUGUCCGAAUUCUACGAUGGGUGUGA